AUGCGUCAGUCACUUAUUGUAGCUCUAGCAUGGUCCAACUGGGCCACCGCCAGUGCUAAUGUCCACACAUUGCCCGUGCAACGCGACGUACCUGCAGUGGUUGGCAUGGAUCUCUAUGGCCGUGAAGUAUCUAGGCCACUGAUGAAAAGAGAUACUGCCACUCUAGGGACAGGCAUGUUCAAUCAUAUAUCCAAUACUGUCAAUGUCUCAAUUGGCACACCACCACAGUAUGUGGGCAUGAUGGUCGACUUCCUGACUGCCACUUUCGAUGUCUUUUACGAGGACACGCGUGUGACAAAUUCGGAAUGUCGGGAGAUUCGCUAUUGCUCCUUAUAUGGAUCAUACAAUGUCACCAAAUCGUCCAGCAAUGUGACCAAAGAAAUCCCAAAUCGAUGGGGAGAUCCCUACGAGGUAUUCACUGACACUGUCACUAUUGGAGGGACAAAAGUCAAGGAUGUCGAAUUACGCCGUUUGACUGUCGAAUAUGGCAACUACAACUCGAUAGGACUAUCUCCAAGCAACGAGUCAUUCCCCUAUCAGCUAGUCGACCGGGGCUUGAUCCGAUCUCCCUCAUUCAGUCUAUGGGGCAAUUCAUCCGAAGGAGGCGCAGGACUCCUUUUCGGCGGAAUCAACAAAGCCAAAUAUCACGGCCCGUUACAGGCAUACAGCUUUAACAAGACAUGGGGAAGCGUAUCCCUCCCUCUCUCGAAAUUCCAACUCCAAACAGAAUCAAAAACACCCACAAAUUACACCUUAUCCAGCUCCAAGCCAUACAUGCUAAGCGCUCAAUACAUCACCACGACUCUCCCCAAGGACGCAGUCCUACGCAUGUACAAGGACUACAACAUCUCCUAUGUCGGCUGGAGCGACGACGACGACCCCCAAUUCGGUUUACUCCCCUGUUCCCGACAAUACACGGAAACCCGCACUGUUUCUCUAUUCUUCGGCAGCGCCACGAUCUCCGCAAACUGGAGCGACCUGUUUAUGCCGUGGGGCUCUGCCGGCUCGGAGCGCUGCUCGUUCCUCAUUCAACCGGAAGACGAUUUGAACUCUAGCUACGCCGGGAGAAUCGGGACUAAAUUUUCAGAGCGCAUGUAUAUGACCAUCAACUACAAUAAUGGGUUUGUUGGGGUUGCUGCGUUGAAUGAGAAUCCCGGGGCGGACGAUAUUGUGGAGAUUGGAGAUGGUCCUGAGAUACCGGAUGCGGUGGGUGAUUUCCCGACGUCUAUCGUGCCUUAUAAGAAGCCGAAACCAACAGUGUCGAUGUCGACGUCGACGUCCACGGGACUGGCGAGUAUGCCGACUUAUAUGCCAGGCGGUAUGUUUGUUGGUGUUGCAGGGGCUGCGUUGGUAGCGGCGCUGUAA
This is a messenger RNA of Penicillium coprophilum, 1365 nucleotides long. RefSeq lists its product as uncharacterized. Gene Ontology annotation, molecular function: aspartic-type endopeptidase activity. The record is from RefSeq and is a predicted model, not a curated record. The coding region runs from base 1 to 1365 and encodes 454 amino acids. Lineage: Eukaryota; Fungi; Ascomycota; Eurotiomycetes; Eurotiales; Aspergillaceae. The transcript has 3 exons. Gene Ontology annotation, biological process: proteolysis.